UUUGGCAAAUUAUUAUGGCAAAACGAAGAGAAAAUUUAUCCUAAUAAUCCUUCUCUCCCUCUCUUUAUUUACAAUAUAAGCCUUUGUCCUCUAACAAUCCUCUCUUAUACCAAGUUUCUACAGUGAUAUAUAGCUUGAAGAGAAAGGGUGCUGCUAAUGCCAGUGAAGAUAGAUAGAGAUUAUUGGAGGAGAUAUAUAAUAGUUUUGGUUAGUCACAUUCUGAUAUAUAUAUAUAUGCGAUAGCAAAAUGGAAGGAGAUGAUGGUUUGAGGACUGUGGAGUGCCUGAGAGGGAGAUUGCUCGCAGAAAGACAAGCUUCCAGAGUUGCAACAGAGGAUGCGCAAAUUAUGGCCAAAAAGCUGAUACAACUAGAAAACCAACUAAGAGAAGAGACCAAAUUGAGGAUUAAAGCUGAGAAGAAACUACAUUUUUUAAUGAAGAAGCUUGGUUCCUUGAAGAUGCAUCUAAAUUCACCUGGGAUUUGCGGCAUUUCUUGCACAUCUUCCACAUCUACAAGUUGUGCAAGUUCCAAAGACUCUUUCGAUUCUCAGAUCACAAACUCAGCAAUCUCACAAGAAAUCAAGGACGAUAUAGGAGAAACCUCUAAUUCCUUUCAAGAGAGUGCAACGUCUGCAGAUUCAACAACUAAGAGCGAAGAUCCAAGAUUACAACUUGCAAAUGGCGGGGAUGGAGAAUAGUGGAAGAAGUGAGAGAGACAAUGAUGAUUCAUUGUCAUUAAAUUAAUUAGUUCCGGUGAGUUCUCCAGCAAGCAACAGUUCAGACCCAGGAAUUGAAAUUUUCAUUGUUGCUCUUUCUCUUACUCUUAGGAUAGUGCAUUGCAUGAUACAGAUAUACCAUGCGAAUACUCAAUGGAUUUGAGUUUAGGGCUUCUUGAUCUCGUCUCUUUUACCGUCUUUUAUGUUAUUUUCCUAAAAAAAGGUGGAGGCUUGGUGUUUAUUUGAUGGAUUGACUUAGCAAAUGUCCACUUAAUUUCUUAAGUUGGGCUGAAUUAAGGGCGUAAGCCGUCAAGAGAGUGGCUGGACUGACUCCUUGUGUUGUAAUAUGGGCUUGCCCGGAAUCAUGAAUGGCUUUGGGCUUAAUGAUGGGGACUGCUUGUGUGCCUCAGAGCUGGCCUUUAUCGAAUCAUCGGGUUUGGGCUUUAAUGAGGCCAGCGGCUUGUUUAAGGCUGUAAGCUGCAAGGGCUUCUUUCUUUGUCCAUUUAGCUCUGUAAUAACCAACUAAUAAGGGUUGGGAAAUUUUAUCUACACACCA
Molecule: messenger RNA, 1271 nt
Organism: Tripterygium wilfordii
Lineage: Eukaryota; Viridiplantae; Streptophyta; Magnoliopsida; Celastrales; Celastraceae
Exons: 3
Coding region: 248-697 (149 amino acids)
Source: RefSeq, a predicted model, not a curated record